AUGGACACCGCCAUGGACGACUUCAGCACCUUUGACCUGGGCGACUUUACCCUGUCCUCCGGGGAGACCAUCCCCAACGCCUACAUUGCCUACAAGACGUUUGGCGACAAGGCCAGCCCAGCCAUCAUCUACCCGACCUGGUUCAGCGGCCGCAUCGCGGACAACGAGUGGCUCGUCGGCGCGGGCAAGGCGCUCGACCCCGCGCGGUACUUCAUCAUCAUCCCGGCGCUCAUCGGCAACGGGCAGUCUGUGAGCCCGUCCAACACGCGCGCGCGCCGCGGCAGCGGCGCCAAGUUCCCCGACGUGUCCGUCCGGGACAAUGUGACGGCGCAGCACCGGCUGGUGACGGUCGGGCUCGGCGUCGCGCACGCGCGCAUGGUGCUCGGGUGGAGCAUGGGCGCCGGGCAGACGUACCAGUGGCUGACGCAGUUCCCCGACUUCAUGGACCUGGGCGUGCCGUUUUGCGGCGCGGCGCGCACCGCGCUGCACAACCAGGUCUUCCUCGAGGGCGUCAAGAGCGCGGUGCUGGCGGCGCGGCGCGGCGCGAGCGCGGGCAGCGCGCGCGGCGAGGUCGGCCCGUAUGCGCCGCACUGGUCCGACGAGGAGCGCGUGGCCGGCUUGAAGGCGCUCGGGAGGGUGUAUGCCGGCUGGGGCUUCAGCCAGCAGUUCUACCGGGACAGGCUGUACGAGACCGCGCUGGGGUUCAAGGACCUCGAGGACUUCAUGGUCAACUUUUGGGAGGCGUGGGCGCUGUCAAAGGAUCCGGAGAAUAUGCUGCACAUGCUGCACACGUGGCAGGCGGCCGAUUGCUCCGACCAGGCGCCGUACAACAAGGACUUUGAAAAGGCCAUGGCGGGCAUCAAGGCCAAGACGCUGGUCCUCCCCGGCAAGACGGACCUCUACUUUCCGCCCGAGGACUCCGAGUACGAGGUCAAGUGCAUGACCGAGGGUAGGGGAAAGUGCAUCCCCUUUCCGUCCAUCUGGGGACACUGGGCCGGCGGUCCGGGCUCGAACCCGGAGGAUGUCAAGUGGCUCGACGACAAGCUCAAGGCCUUCUUGGAAGAUGAGUCUUGGUAG
Molecule: messenger RNA, 1077 nt
Organism: Cordyceps militaris CM01
Lineage: Eukaryota; Fungi; Ascomycota; Sordariomycetes; Hypocreales; Cordycipitaceae
Product: homoserine acetyltransferase family protein
Exons: 3
Coding region: 1-1077 (358 amino acids)
Biological process (GO): biosynthetic process
Molecular function (GO): acyltransferase activity, transferring groups other than amino-acyl groups
Source: RefSeq, a predicted model, not a curated record